Molecule: messenger RNA, 919 nt
Organism: Malaya genurostris
Lineage: Eukaryota; Metazoa; Arthropoda; Insecta; Diptera; Culicidae
Product: glutathione S-transferase theta-1-like
Exons: 3
Coding region: 127-816 (229 amino acids)
Biological process (GO): glutathione metabolic process
Cellular component (GO): cytoplasm
Molecular function (GO): glutathione transferase activity
Source: RefSeq, a predicted model, not a curated record
CGUACUUUCCGUUUCUGCUGGUGGUAAUCUUCAGUAAACUUAUCUAAUCGUACGCAAUUGUUGACCUUCGCUCGGUGCUAAGUUGAGGAAUGUGACAUUCAAAACAGUUAACAAUUUACGACAAGCAUGUCCAAAAUGCUUCGCUACUAUUACGAUCUACUGUCACAGCCCAGUAGGGCACUGUAUAUAUUUCUGGAGAAAACCAAGAUCCCUUACGAAAGAUGUCUUGUGAAUCUGGGUAAAGCCGAACACCUGACGGAUGAGUUCAAAGCGAUCAAUCGCUUUCAGAAGGUACCGUGCAUCGUGGACAAAGAUUUGCAUUUGGCGGAGAGUGUAGCAAUCAUACGGUACCUGGCUAGGGAAUAUAAAUUCCCGGACCAUUGGUAUCCGGCCGACAGUCGCAAACGAGCUCGAGUCGAUGAGUACCUCGAGUGGCAGCAUCAUAACACUCGUGCCACCGGAGCUACAUAUUUCCAAUACCUAUGGCUUCGACCUAAAUUGAUGGGUAGCAAGGUUGAUCCGAAACGAGCCGAACAGUUCAAGACACAGUUGGAAACCUGUCUGGACUUCAUCGAGCAGGAGUAUCUGGGAACAGGGAGCAAGUUCCUGGUUGGUGAUGAGAUAUCCGUUGCCGAUUUGUUGGCCGCUUGUGAAAUUGAACAACCGAAAAUGGCCGGUUUUGAUCCGUGUGCUGGAAGGCCGAACCUGACUGCUUGGAUGGAUCGAGUGAGGAAGGCCACGAAUCCUUAUUAUGACGAAGCGCACAAACUGGUUUACAAAAUUAUUCCAGAAGAUGUGCCGAAGCCCAAGCUUUGAGCCGGGCGUGAUUUUUAUUGAAUACUAACUUUUUUUUGUUUAUGUCAUGAUUGUAUCAAAACGAAUAAGAAUUUAUGAACGUUUAAGAAUUGGAAAAUAAAUU